Molecule: messenger RNA, 882 nt
Organism: Zasmidium cellare ATCC 36951
Lineage: Eukaryota; Fungi; Ascomycota; Dothideomycetes; Mycosphaerellales; Mycosphaerellaceae
Exons: 2
Coding region: 1-882 (293 amino acids)
Source: RefSeq, a predicted model, not a curated record
AUGGAACCGUCCAUCGUCGACCGCACCAGACUCUUCUCCGUUGAAGGCAUCGUCGCCGUGAUUGAUGGCGGUGGAACAGGCAUAGGCCUGAUGUUCGCCCGCGCCCUAGCCGCCAACGGCGCACGCAAAGUCUACAUCGUCGGUCGUCGCAAGGAGAUACUCAAAUCCGCUGCACAGAGCGCGUCGAUCAACGGAAACGUCAUCCCCGUCGUCGGCGACGUAACAUCCAAAACCUCCCUCCUCGCAAUCGCCGAGAAGGUCAAACAGGAAGUCGGCUACAUUAACCUACUCAUCUGUAACUCCGGAUACUACCCACCACGCCUCAACAUCAAAAGCGAACAAAGCAUCUCCGACAUCGCGCACAAAGCCCUCCAACAAGACCCCGAGGAGUGGAACCGCACAUUCGCAACCAACACCACAGCCGUAGCCUUCACCUCCUUCGCCUUCCUCACCCUCCUCGACGCCGGCAACACACCGCCCAACAGCUUCUGCCCCGGCGUCAAAUCCCAGAUCCUCGUCACGACCUCCAUCGGCGCCUUCAACCGCAACAACAGCGAGGCCUAUCACUUCUCCAAGUCCGCCGCAACGCACCUCGUCAAAUCUUUCGCGUCCAGUUUCGCCCCAUACCAUAUCCGCGUCAAUGGCAUCGCGCCCGGUCUCUUCCCCACGGACCUCGCGGCUGGGUUGUUCGAUCCGAAUGUAGCGGAGCCGAGUGUGGAGGGUUCGCUGGCGAGGGAUUUUGUGCCUGCGGAGAGGCUGGGCGGGACAAGUGAUAUGGCUGGGUUUGUGCUGUAUGCGGCGAGUCAGGCGGGGGCGUAUGUGAACGGGAAUGUGAUGGUUGUGGACGGUGGGAGGUUGGGUGUUGUGCCGUCGUCGUAUUGA